Messenger RNA from Solea solea (common sole), 3040 nucleotides. It is a transcript of the gene rbm12bb, whose product is annotated as RNA binding motif protein 12Bb. Gene Ontology annotation, cellular component: ribonucleoprotein complex; nucleoplasm. NCBI's taxonomy places the organism in Eukaryota, Metazoa, Chordata, Actinopteri, Pleuronectiformes, Soleidae. Gene Ontology annotation, molecular function: RNA binding. The record is from RefSeq and is a predicted model, not a curated record. Bases 733 to 2694 code for a protein of 653 amino acids. The transcript has 3 exons. Gene Ontology annotation, biological process: regulation of RNA splicing.
UUGUCGUUGAUUGGGUCGCAGUAUUGUGGUAUUUAUGUGUGCAUAAUACGACCUUGUUGUCGCUGUUAACUGUUGAGUCAAGUGUGCUAACAGUGGAGCUAGAGGCCUAGCUGGCUACAUAGCUAGCGUUAGCAUAGUUUUGAUAAUUUGUGGAGCUUCGUUUGAACGACACGUUAGGUUCACUCCGUAACUAUAGUCUCGGGUGUGUGGGUUUUCUUGAAUUGGUGGCCACUAGCUUUGCGUUAUGGUGAUACGUCAUUGGGGGUGAUUCUGGUACGCCUGUUGGUCUCCCGUGUCAAAUCUAAAAUGAAGAUCCGAUUGCGGAAACCAUUACACACUUCUGUGACGGCAUGCUCGAGGUUCGUGGAAGGUGUAGAUUAGGUCAAAGUAAUGACCAAGGGUUGCAAGUCAUCGGUGUGUACACACUUGUAGUGCUGUACAUUGUGUGUGGACCACUUUAAGUUUUCCACCACUGGAUUAUCUGGACUACAUAACAAGGGUUGAUGUGGUAACCAUAUCAAAUAAAAUGCCGUGGAUGUCCAGCAGCUAUGGGUGCCGUGGUUCCUUGAAGAGCAGGGGUGUUGUAGUGAUGGAGAGGGGCAGUGUGAGAGAAGAGCUUCCCUCACCAGCAACGGUUUGGAAAGCAGUUCAUGUUGGUGACCGACAGUCAUCCAUGAACAACUGCCACCUAAAAUCUCUGCUGUGGAAGUAGUUGUGAAGCGCAAAACCUGGAUGCAGGAUUGGUUGGAUCAAAAGGGAACAGUCAUGGAAAGGUGCUGUUAUAUGUGCGUCAGCAUGGCAGUCGUCAUCCGUUUACAGAGACUAAAUGUCACAGCUGGUACUGAGGAUAUUCGCAAGUUCUUCACUGGCCUCAAAAUUCCAGAUGGAGGGGUGCAUAUAAUUGGUGGGGAUCAAGAAGAAGCUUUCAUUAUCUUUGCCACGGAUGAAGAUGCAAGAAGAGCAAUGUCACGGUCUGGGCAUUGUAUCAAUGGUACACCUGUGACACUGCUACUCAGUAGUAAAUCAGAGAUGCAGACAAUGCUUGAAAGAAGUACAAAAAUUGUGGAGCUGGAACAAAGGAACCGAUUUGAAGAGAACGAAAGGCCCACUAGAAGAUCUUUGGGCUCUGAGGUGGGAAGAUUGGGUCAUACCUCAUCGCCCAACCACCAGACAGCUUCAAAAUGUGACGAUGGCUUGUUGGUAUUUCUAAAAGGAUUGCCUUUCUCUGUGACUGAGAAAGAAAUUCACGACUUUUUCAGUGAUUUACUUAUCGAUGAAAUUGUCUUGGUGAAGAAUAAGAAGGGGUCGAACAAUGGAACAGGUUUUGUCAAAUUUGCAACAAGAGAGGAUGCGAUUGAAGCCCUCAAGAGAGACCGGGAAUACAUUGGGUCGAGGUAUAUUGAGCUCUCCAUGACAACAGCAUACGAUUGGUAUCGCAAUACUGGCAGACCUCCAAUGGCUGUCAACAGGAACGAAAACUUUGUAAGGGAGAGAUCACCCAUUCGUAAUCAGAGAAUUCAACAAGAUCACCAUGCCAAGUCACAGUCACCUAUGGCCCAGAUGCUCAUCACUCCUGGCAAUGAGUACUGUGUUUUGGUUGACAAUCUGUCUUAUGCUGUGGGGAAAGAAGACAUGAAAAAGCUUUUUGAUUAUGCAAAGCUUGAGGAUGAUCAGAUCUUGCACUUGAUGGACAGUGAGGGGAGAAGAACAAGAUCUGCCUUUGUUCUGUUCAAGAAUCAGCGUGACUAUUGUGAGGCUUUAGCUAAUGAGAAAAGACAGUUUUUCCACCGAUGUAUUUUUACCCGCCCAAUCUCAAGAGAGAACAUGAUGACCCUUCUGGAGUCUCACUGCAUGGAUGUCCAACCUCCUGGAAAUUCGCAAGAGUUUUCAGAGAGGCCCUCAUCUUACCCCAGUGAUCACCAUGACUCUGAGAAAUUGUGUCUGUUUGUGCGAAACUUGCCAUUAGAUGUGAGAAAAGUUGAGAUCAUGGACUUCUUUCUUGGGUUUAAUAUCACUGAGGAUAAGGUCUUCUUGCUGUUUGACCAUAAUGGUGCUGGGGUGGGGAAGGCUUUGAUUCUUUUCCGAUCUGAGGCAGAGGCUACAAGGGCACUCUCUCUAAAUGGUCAACGGUUUCUUGGGUCAGAAGUCAUUCUGAAAUGCAUUACACGUUCCCAGAUGAAGCAGUUGGGUGUUGAACCGCCAAUGGUCCAAGAGCCAUUGUCAAGAGAGGAGCGCUAUUCUGGCAGGAGCAGAGCGUCGUCCUAUCACUCUGACAGUGAUCGGACAGAGUUCCCUGAUUACAGGAUGUCUCGUGAUGGUAAUAUACCAGUGACUGAUGAACUGACUCAGUUCCAGGGAGGCUAUGAUUAUGAAACUCGUUCGGGCACUCGUGGUCCACAUGGCAGGGGUAACGGUGUACACGGUGAUGUUCGCCCCUCUUCGCAACCCUUUGAUGGUCCUACCUGUGUACGAUUGGUCAACCUGCCAUUCCAAAUAAGAACAGAAGAAAUAUAUGAUUUUUGCCAUGGGUAUCAAAUUAUCCCUGGAUCCGUGUCACUGCAGUUUGACCAGAGUGGAAAACCUACAGGCACUGCAACUGUUGUGUUUCAGUCUCGUUCAGAGGCCAUGACGGCAGUGGAGGAACUGAGCGGAAGACCCAUAGGUCCAAGAAAAAUAAAGCUUUUGUUUGUUUGAAUACAUGUGCCCUCACAAUUUGGCUUGGACAGAAGCGAUUUUGAUUUCAACAGCAAAGUUGCUGUUUCAUUUGUCUUUGAAAAUGACAUGGGUUACUUGAAGGUGAAUAAUGGUUCUAACUGUUCUGUUUUGGGAUUUGCUAAUACAGCAAUUUGACUACAUUUAUUUUUUUGUAAUUGUAAUGAAAUUGUGAAUUUCAUUUAUACCAUUAUACCCUUUUAGUAGUUUGUUUUGGAAGUGUUUUUUUGCUUUGUUUUUUUAAUGAAAACAAAUGUGUAGUGUCAGAUUUUGUGCAAACAAAUGUUGCUUAACAAAAACCUGUAAAUAAAGUGUUCUGUUCAUCGAG